Molecule: messenger RNA, 1134 nt
Organism: Budorcas taxicolor (takin)
Lineage: Eukaryota; Metazoa; Chordata; Mammalia; Artiodactyla; Bovidae
Exons: 6
Coding region: 1-753 (250 amino acids)
Biological process (GO): plasma membrane phospholipid scrambling
Molecular function (GO): phospholipid scramblase activity
Source: RefSeq, a predicted model, not a curated record
AUGAAAUCGGACCCCAGGCCCGUCGUCCCGGGUUCCGAGGGGACAGCUGAUCUGGCGGUGAGUGGGGCUGGCCCCCUGCUAACAGAGGUUCGAGGCCGGCAACGCCCCGCGCCGCAUCCUCAGGCUCCCUGGAACAACUGUCCCUUCACCUGCAUACACCCCAGGAGACUUGCCUGUGGGAUACUACAGCCUACAGCAACUCAGGACCCUCCCUUCAUACCUGCUAACUGGUGGCACCCAUCCUAUACAGUGCCAACGUGGCUGGUACCCUUCACCAAUUGGACUACAUACAUGUUCUUCAGCAUUUUGAGCCUCUGGAAACUGGAGGUGCAGUGUCCUCUUGGUGUCACCACUGGCUUUGUAGCUGGAACCUGUGCAGGGUGGUGUAGAGCCUCCAAAAUGAGAAGAAAGAAGAUACGAUGGGAGUGCUUGGGCCAUGUUCUACCUAUGGCUGUGGUUCAUUCUAUUUUUGAGGUAAGAUUACUUGAUGGCAUAUGUAGCAUGGGCAGUAUUACUCGGAAGUGGAAUGAUGUGUUAUCAGCAGUGAGUGAUGCUGACCACUUUGAAAUUCACUUCCCAUUAGACCUGGAUGCGAUGAUGAAAGCCAUGGUUUUUGGAGCUUCCUUCCUCAUUCACCUGCCUGGAAAUGGAUAUCAGGGAGAGACUGUGCCAUUUUCUUCACUCAUAGAUUUACAACAUUCUAAGAGAGAAUGUGUUCAUAUUUUUUUCAUUUUUCAAGAGGUCACUUUAUAAUCAAUUGAGAAGACAGGAGUGAGAAACAUGUUAUCUUUAUCCUGACAGAGCUGUUGAGAGUACAUGGCUGUGUUCUUUGGGAACACAAUAAGUACCCUACAUGCAAACCUUCAUGUUAUGAACUUUCAAAGAUGUGAACGUGCAUCUGGUUCUUGGAGGGAAACAGAACCUGAGCUCUCAGCAUCAAGCAUGAGUGAGAUUGUAGCUUGCCCUCCAUCUCCUGUUGCUAAUCAUCCUUCAACUCUGCCAUCUCCCACCUCUUCUCCCUCCUCCAGUUAGUAACUCUUCUUGCCUGUUCACACGAUGGCAGCCCCUAUACCCCAAAUGUUGUACUGACUACUGUACUUUUUGAGGUACUGUACUGUAAGAUUAAAAUGUUUU